CUCACUUCAUUCCCAUCCUAGAGCAUAUAGCGCCAAUCGGCACAGCUGCCGUCUCUAUUUUGUGAAUGAUAAUAGUAUUUUUUGUGUAAAUAAAAAAAUAAAACCACUUGUGCGUUCGGGAAGGUGAAUUAACGAAAAUCCAUCAUUCAUUACACGAAGUGUGAAAUGGAAACUCUUGAACCCUUCGUAUUCAGACUGUUUCAAUAGUUAUAACUGAAGAGAAGUAAUUCCGGUUCAUAUAAAUUAUGAUCUAAGUUGAAUUAUAAUCGUAUUGUAGUGAAUAGAAUAAUUGUUGUGUAGAUUUGAUUGAUAAUAAACAUUUUCAAAAUGAUUAAUUUCGAUUAUGAGUACUUGGACAGUGAGCAGUUGGCUGGAUUUGACAAAUAUAAGUACAACUGCAAGGAUACAGGACUACUCAGUAUAUAUGUAAUGCACCCUUUUUGGAAUUGGGUUGUCGAGUUUUGCCCAAAAAAAGUAGCCCCAAACCUGUUGACAUUUUCGGGCUUCGCUUUUACCGUUAUAACGACGGUGAUGUUCAUGAUAAUGGACUACUAUUUCUACGCCUCAGAUGAGGAACAUCCUGAAUUUCCACCAUUACCAAGAUGGGCUUUCAUGUUGGCUGCCAUCUUCAUAUUUUUAGCGUACACACUUGAUGGAAUUGAUGGAAAACAAGCGAGGAAAACUGGUACCAGCGGACCACUGGGUGAACUUUUCGACCAUGGUUUAGAUUCAUACUCUGCUGGUCUGAUACCCUUAACAGUCUACUCCAUUUUUGGAAGAGGAGAUCUAUACAGUUUAGGCGUAUACCGAUUUUAUUUCAUGAUGUGCAACAUUCUCUUGAACUUUUACUCGCCACAUUUCGAGAAAUAUAAUACUGGCCUAUUGUUCCUACCAUGGGGUUACGAUUUUUCCAUGUGGGGCACGAUCAUAGUGUUCGCAAUUACAGGGGUUGUUGGUCACGAAUUCUGGCAGUUCAGGCUGGAGAACGGUAUCAAAACGGCGACAAUUUUCGAAUUGACCAUUUACGGAUCUGCACUUCUCACUAAUGUACCCAUAAUAGCUUAUAAUAUUUACAAAUCAUACAAGGAGAAAACUGGAUAUAUGAGAACAUUCAGCGAAGCCAUAAGACCUCUUGUUCCAGUUACGAUUUUGUUUGUAAUUUGCACAAUUUGGGUUUUAUUAUCGCCCACGCGUAUAUUAGAGAGGGACCCUCGCAUGAUAUACCUCAUCCUUGGAACCAUCUUUUCAAACAUUUGUUGUCGACUCAUUGUAUCCCAAAUGAGCAGUAGUAGAUGCGAUAUCUUCAAUUGGUUAUUUAUUCCCCUACUGCUUGUUGUCGUGUCUUCUCUUUUCGUCAAGAUAGCAUUUUUAGAACUUAUAUUGACCUACAUACUGUGUGCUUUUGUCACUGCUGCUCACAUUCAUUACGGAACUUGUCUGGUUCGACAAAUGUGCAGGCACUUUGAUAUCAACUGUUUCAGCAUAAAGAAUAAGAACUAAUAUAUUUGCUACAAAACAUCACUUUCAACUUUGAUAUAAGAUGAAUUUAGAGCUAGUAGUACCCAGUAACUGAUUGUAUUUUUUGUACAUUUAUACAUAAUUUACCCAACAAAACAGUAAAUUUUAUUUUAUUGCAUACUAUUUCUGUGAAAAAUUAUAUUUUACUCAAAUUACGUAAAAGGUUGUAUAUAUUUAUUACAGUUUAAAUUUCAACAGUUUUUGAAGGUAUUCCAGAAAUGUUUUUAUAUGUUACAUGCAUAUUCAUUUUCAUAUAUUUGUGUAGAACAAGCCAAAGAUUAAUUCGAUUUAUGAACAUCUUUUUUGAUAAGCCUAAUAAUUGUAAUAUUUUGAAGUAUUAUCCAUGAAGUGAAUGUUAAGUGGCUGCAGUUGAGAGAGAAAACAAAAUAUUGUCAUGCUUGAUUAUGAAUCAUUCAAUUAUGUUUGAAUAAAAAUUUUCAGAAGUGAUCUGAUUAAAAUAAUCAGUUGUGUAAUAGCAAUGUUGUCCAACCAAAUUUUUUUUAUUAUGUAAGCCUGAAUAUGAAGUGUUGAAAAUAUAAUUUACAACUUC
This is a messenger RNA of Coccinella septempunctata (seven-spotted ladybird), 2068 nucleotides long. RefSeq names its product ethanolaminephosphotransferase 1-like. Gene Ontology annotation, molecular function: ethanolaminephosphotransferase activity. Lineage: Eukaryota; Metazoa; Arthropoda; Insecta; Coleoptera; Coccinellidae. The transcript has 7 exons. Gene Ontology annotation, cellular component: Golgi apparatus; endoplasmic reticulum membrane. Gene Ontology annotation, biological process: phosphatidylethanolamine biosynthetic process. The coding region runs from base 328 to 1500 and encodes 390 amino acids. The record is from RefSeq and is a predicted model, not a curated record.